Messenger RNA from Clupea harengus (Atlantic herring), 2288 nucleotides. Its product is annotated as ceramide synthase 2-like. Gene Ontology annotation, cellular component: membrane. Gene Ontology annotation, molecular function: DNA binding; sphingosine N-acyltransferase activity. NCBI's taxonomy places the organism in Eukaryota, Metazoa, Chordata, Actinopteri, Clupeiformes, Clupeidae. Gene Ontology annotation, biological process: ceramide biosynthetic process. The record is from RefSeq and is a predicted model, not a curated record.
UGCUGUGAAGCAACAACAUCCUGGUGUAUAUAUAUCCUGAUAUGAAAUUCAUGAACACAUCAGAAAUAUCGAAUUAGAACAGUUUGUAGCUUGAAAGACGCUGUAAGAUGAACACUCUUUUCAGGAACGGUCCAUGCCACACCUCCAUGGGUCGUGCCUCCGCACUGAGGGUGAGCUUCACGCAUCAGUGCCAUACUAAUCCUCCCACAGGUGUUCAGAGACACAACAAUUGAAAUUUCGAUUUGUAAAGAGUGUUAUUUACGACAACUUCGUAUUCAAGCCUUGGAAAUUCGCUUCAUUAAGGCUCGUCUUAUUUACACUAGGGACUGUUUUUGUUUAUUUAAAUGUUUUAUUUUUUCGAUGAACGUGCAUUAAACACGUUACUGUUGUCUUCCUCAAUCUUCUGUUGCGGUCCGCUUCAAGGAUCCCACUGUGCUGAUCACAGUAAGCUGAUACAGUCUUACAGGAUUUUAACCGGCAGUUGCUAUUCAGGGAAAUCUGAGUUUUAUCAACAUACCCAACUUUCUGAAUUGACCGCAUAUUCAAUCCGUACUCAAGUCGGCGAACUUCAGGAGGACACAGAAUGGACAUACUAGACCAGUGGCUGUGGAGGCAAGAGUACUGGCUGCCACCAGGUAUCAGCUGGGAGGACAUGAGUAAGGUGGCGGGGGCUUCCUGCCCUCGCCCCAGAGACCUCACCCUGUCUCUGCCCAUUGCCGUUGCAUUUAUCGGCCUUCGCUACAUCUUUGAGAGGUGCAUAGCAGUGCCCUUAAGUAGGCACCUUGGAGUUCGGGAUCGAAUAAGGGUACCGGUCUUCCCCUCUCCAAAACUGGAGGCUUUCUACAUGCAGCAUCGUCCUCGGGAACCAUCCCAGAGUGAGAUGACUACACUGGUGAAGCAGAGUGGUUUCACGAAGAGACAAGUUGAGUUCUGGUUCCGCCACCGGCGGAAUUUGGACCGACCAAGCAGUACCACAAAGUUCUGUGAGGCUUGCUGGAGGUUUGUAUUCUACCUGAUGUCGUUCUCUUUCGGACUUCUGUCUUUGAUUGAUAAGCCAUGGUUCUGGGAUCAGAGAGAGUGCUGGAGGGGUUACCCACAACAGCCUGUGGAGCAAGCUCACUUCUGGUAUUACCUCAUAGAGCUGGGCUUCUACUGGUCUCUUCUGCUCUGUGUGUCUGUGGAUGUCAAACGCAAAGACUUUAAAGAGCAGAUCGUUCAUCACAUUGCCACCAUUUUCCUGCUGGGCUUUUCCUACUGCUCCAAUUACGUCCGUGUUGGUACACUGGUCAUGCUGGUCCAUGACUCAUCGGAUUUCCUGCUGGAGUCUGCCAAGAUGUUCAACUAUGCUGGCUGGAAGAAGACGUGCGAUUCCCUAUUUGUCAUCUUUGCAGUCGUGUUCCUAGUCACACGGCUUGUGGUAUUUCCCAGCAAAAUAAUUAAUACAACCCUCAUCUUGUCCAUGGAAAUCUUUCAGCCUUUUAUGGGUUAUUACUUUUUUAACGCCCUGCUGUUGGUUCUCCAAGCACUGCACAUCUUCUGGGCUUGGCUGAUUUUACGGAUGGUCUAUAAAUUUCUCUUUUUGGGGAAGCUGGAAAAAGAUGAACGCAGUGAUGACAGUCUAGAAGAUGAAGAAGACUGUGAGGAGGAGCAGUCUUCUUGGAAGAAAAGAGAAGUGGUCCUAAACUCUAAACUGUCGAGCUUAACCAGCAGUUGUGUGAUGAACACCCUCACACGUCAGAGAGCAAACUCAUCCUCCAGACUGCCCAAGGCAAGAUAAGCUUCUCAAGCCUCUAGUGACUAAAGCGGUUACAAACAAUAUGGUCUCGAUUGUUGGACGUGCAUCUGACCAUUGCAUCUGAGCAUCAUACUGAGGACUUUACAAUAAUACCCCUGAACUAAUGACACACUAAAUAAAUGAAGUGUGUACCAUGUAUUUCACCUCUUCAUGGCAGCAUGGUUGUAAAGGUAAGGUUAGCUUGUGGGUGGUUUUAAAGGACACAUUCAUGUUAAAACAUAUUGAGGGAACCACAGGAUAUUGUAUUGUGGCAUUGUAGAUAUUUUGUAUAUAGACUAUAAUGGUCUUUGCACUACCUCUAACAUGGGUAACAUGUUGUUUCAUGUAGUUACACAAUUUACUGCCAGAAUCAUCAUCAAAGUAAAUUGCCUGGCAGGGUGUGUGACUGUUUGAUUAAUGACUUGGUUGGUUUUGUCCACAUUGAUCAUUUAACAAUAUAUACACUUCUUAUUGUAUAUAAUUACAGUCAUUGUAAAUAUAAGCCUACACUAGA